Molecule: messenger RNA, 1434 nt
Organism: Neomonachus schauinslandi (Hawaiian monk seal)
Lineage: Eukaryota; Metazoa; Chordata; Mammalia; Carnivora; Phocidae
Product: protocadherin gamma-B6-like
Exons: 1
Biological process (GO): homophilic cell-cell adhesion
Cellular component (GO): plasma membrane
Molecular function (GO): calcium ion binding
Source: RefSeq, a predicted model, not a curated record
UCCGGAAAGACUAGGACCCAGCGAGAACUAGAGCGCGCUAUGGGAGGGAGCUGCGCUCAGAGGCGCCCCGCCGGCAGGCUGCAGGUACUGUUUCCCUUCCUGCUACCUUUGUUCUACUCGGCGCUCUGCGAGCCGAUCCGCUACUCCAUUCCCGAGGAACUGGCCAAGGGCUCGGUGGUGGGGAAUCUCGCCAAGGAUCUCGGGCUCAGCGUCCUGGAUGUGUCGGCUCGGAAGCUGCGAGUUAGCACAGAGAAGCUGCUUUUCAACGUAGAUGCGGAGAGCGGGGACUUACUGGUGAAGGACCGAAUAGACCGUGAGCAGAUAUGCAAAGAGAGAAGAAGAUGUGAGUUGCAGUUGGAAGCCGUGGUGGAAAAUCCUUUAAAUAUUUUUCAUAUCAUUGUGGUUGUUGAGGAUAUUAAUGACCAUGCCCCUCAAUUCCAUAAAGAUGAAAUAAAUUUAGAAAUCAGUGAAUCUGUAUCCGAAGGUGCACGAAUAUCCCUUGACCCUGCCACCGACCCCGAUAUAAACAUGAACUCAGUUAAAGAUUAUCAGAUAAAUCCUAACCCUUAUUUCUCAUUAAUGAUUAGAGUUAAUUCCGAUGGUGGUAAAUACCCAGAGUUAUCUUUGGAGAAGCUCCUAGACCGCGAAGAGCAGCGUUCUCAUCGCUUGAUACUGACUGCCUUGGACGGGGGAGACCCACCACGAAGUGCCACCACUCGAAUAGAAAUCUUUGUCAGGGAUGCCAAUGACAACUUCCCGGUGUUCAGCAAAGAUGAAUAUAGAGUCAGUGUUAGUGAAAAUCUGCCCCCCGGAUCCUCCGUGUUGCAGGUGACAGCCACUGACAAAGACGAAGGGGUCAAUGCAGAAGUAAACUACUACUUCAGGAGUACUGCUCAGAGUACAAGGCACAUGUUCUCACUGGAUGAGAAGACAGGUAUGAUUAAGAAUAACCAGUCAUUGGAUUUUGAGGAUACAGAAAGAUACACCAUGGAAGUGGAAGCAAGGGAUGGAGGUGGUCUCUCUACCCAAUGUAAAGUAAUCAUAGAAAUCCUAGAUGAAAACGACAACAACCCCGAAAUAAUCAUCACUUCUCUCUCUGAUGAAAUUUUGGAGGAUACUCUUCCAGGAAUGGUGGUGGUUCUCUUCAAAACACGGGACAAGGAUUUCGGAGAAAAUGGAGAAGUUGUCUGUAACAUAAGAAGGGAUAUUCCUUUCAAGAUUUAUUCCUCUUCUAAGAAUUACUACAAGCUGGUGACAUAUGGACCCCUAGACCGAGAACAGACUCCGGAAUACAAUGUCACCAUAACAGCCACCGACAGGGGCAAGCCGCCUCUCUCCUCCAGCACUACCAUCACCCUGCACAUCACCGACGUCAACGACAACGCGCCGGCUUUCCACCAGGCCUCUUACGUGGUUCACGUGGCCGAGAACAAU